CACAAACGAUACAUUCAACAGAGGAAGCGGAAAAGACGAAACAUACGAGACCGUUUUUCAUUUCAAAACCCCGGGGCUGUGGAUAGUACCUUGAGUUUUUUAGCACCCACACCUCCCCACUUUUCACUUGAUCUUCAACGCAAAAAAACUCGCGUCUUUCACCCCGUCAUUUCACUUUUUGUCCAUCUUUCCCCCCAGCUGUUUGCAGCUGGACAGAAAGCACCCGCCCUGUUCGGUGAGAAGGGGCCGAGCGUGACCGGAGGAGGAGACAGAUGGCCCCCCAAGCUUCGCAGCCGCCGGGCAGGCAGAACAUCCUGAAGUUCCUCCGGAGCUUUUUGGGAGUCCUCCGGAUCCUGCAGAUAGCGUUCGGAGCCGGACUCUGGGUCACCAUCGCCGCCAACAAAUACGAGGGCUCCAUCCACUUCGUCCUGUUCGUCGCGGUCCUCUUCUGGCUCCUCACCCUCGCUCUGUUCUUCCUCACCCUCCUGGACAAGCAGGACCUGGUCCCGCUGCUGGGAGGCGAGCGCUGGUUGCCCGCCAACCUGGCGCACGACGUGGCCGCCGCCGCGCUCUACCUGCCGGCCAUAGGUGUGAUGAUCUACAAGACGGAUCGCAACGCGUACUGCAACCUGGAGCAGUACAAGCACCCGUGCCUGUACAAGGUCUACCUGACUGCCGCCGCGUUCUCCUGCCUGAGCUGCCUGGCUUACCUCGUGUCGGCUAUUUAUGGAGGCUGCAGGAAGUGUCGGGGGGAGCAGACGGUCGUCUGAUGGGAAUGGAAGGAAAGAGAGGGGGGGGGGAUCCACAGCAAGAUGAGGAAUAGUUAACUUCACUGUUAUUUAACUCCACAGCUACUCUUAAUUGGCAGGUUUGUCUGUCGUCUUCCAGUGUCAGUGCUUUCCACUUCUGGUGGUGGAGAGAAAGCAUCCGAGGUCACUCAACCUUUGUCACACAAAGGCCGCCCUGGAGGGUAGUCUGAUGGCAAACGUGGACCUGAGCAUUGUGGACGUGCAAAGUCCUCCCGCCCCUUGUAGUGAUUUUGUGUAAUUUUCCCUGAUGCAUUAUAACAUACCUUUACGUGCAUAUUAUAGUUGGGUAGUUUAGUCUGUGUUUACAAUGCAAAGGCCUUGAGGUAUUAGUGUCAGUAUUACUGAGUUACUCAUGCACAUGAGAUACAUACCUUUUUAUAAAAGUAUAUUUUAUAAUGUUUGACAUAUUUUUUAUGACAGCAAUUAUACUGAGGCAUUACGGAGCAACACACGUGUUGAUCACUUAUUGACCAUUUCUGAUUUUAUUUUGUCUGACUCAAAAGCUGCAAACCGUUUCAUCAGUGCCUUCUUUCAAAUUGCUGUAUACACAACAAGGUUACGAUAACAACAACACAGUGGGUGCUAUAAUGUGUAUGCUGAACAAAAAUCUUUCUUAUGUAUUCAUUAAAAAGCCAAAGAAUAAAUACUAGUAUGUGA
Pungitius pungitius (ninespine stickleback) is the source of this 1466-nucleotide messenger RNA. It is a transcript of the gene marveld1, whose product is annotated as MARVEL domain containing 1. The coding region runs from base 273 to 770 and encodes 165 amino acids. The transcript has a single exon. Gene Ontology annotation, biological process: myelination. Gene Ontology annotation, molecular function: structural constituent of myelin sheath. NCBI's taxonomy places the organism in Eukaryota, Metazoa, Chordata, Actinopteri, Perciformes, Gasterosteidae. Gene Ontology annotation, cellular component: membrane. The record is from RefSeq and is a predicted model, not a curated record.